UGCACAACCUGGCUCAAGGUUGCACCGUGGGGCGGGGUGUGCAUUACGUCACCACACUGGUGACGUCACGAAGUCCUGGAGUAUAUAUACUGCAGCAGAUUCAAAAGAAAAGAGACGGAUUCUGGAUCCUGCUACCACCAUGAGAGCUCUGGUGAUUCUGGCCGCUGUGUCGUGCUGCUCGGCACAUCUGCUACCCUACGUGCUGCCCUGGACGUCACCCUCCACGGUCGAUGACGAGGGCAAGGUAGUGGCUCUACACACCCCAUACCUACACACCCACCCUCUCUUCACUCCCUACGCCUAUCCCUACGCCACUCCCUACGCCCACCCUUAUGGCUACGUUGUCAACCCUGAGCUGAAGGCAACUGAGUUCCCUUUCGUAUGGCAAGCAGCUGAGUCUGCGGCCGAGGCUGAGGCCGCCCCAGCCGUGGAAGAAGCCCGUCGCCGACGUCGAGAUGUAGAGGCCGUGAAGGUGCCUCUGCCGUACAUCCAGGCAGUGCCCUCCGUGGCCAAGACCACCUUCGAGACUAAGCAAUUCGAGCCCGUGGAGGCCGCCACUCCAGCAGACACCACCAAGCUGACACUCACCACCAAGGAGCACGAGGUGACCGUGCCUGCCGUGAAGUACGUGCAACCCGUCGUCCAAUACAAGCCAUUAACUUACAAGGUGCCUGCCCCCGUCCCCCUCACUUACUCAUUCCCGCACCAUCCUUUCUAUCCCACUUACCCGGCAUUCCCUUACCUCUCCCACGCCGCCCCUGUGGUCAAAUUGGACGAGUAACUUGAUCCUACAUCCAGUUCUUCCAUAGGGCGCCCCAAGGCAGCCCUGCACGACGGCCUUGGCAUCACUGUCCAUGGUUAGCAAGACCUCUCUCAACAUUAAACGGGCUCGUCAAAGCUAAUAAUAUUACUUUUUAGCUUGAUAAUUUUAGGUACUUCGUACUAAAAGAAAUAAUAUCCUUGAAAUAAAUAUGAAAUUUGCAACA
Molecule: messenger RNA, 986 nt
Organism: Scylla paramamosain (green mud crab)
Lineage: Eukaryota; Metazoa; Arthropoda; Malacostraca; Decapoda; Portunidae
Exons: 2
Coding region: 140-781 (213 amino acids)
Source: RefSeq, a predicted model, not a curated record